AUGCCUGCAAGACGACCCACGUCGACCAGGGAGCCACGGCACGACUCGGGUGCCCGAGGAUGGAGCAACAUGUGGGCAUUCCUGCCAGGCAUGCUGUUGGGGUUCAAGUCCGCCAGGCUGGAGGCAAAGUACUGCGAGGGGCGAACGAGGGAGUACUUCUUUCGCGUGGACCAGUGGGCGACGCUGUUCCGGGCCGGCGUGCCGCUGCUGCUGGCCUUCCGUGGGGCCACGAAUUUUGAAGGUGAAGGCCCUGGGCUGCAUCAGAGGAUAAUUGUGGCGGGAGCGGCGGCCUUCAUGUUGUUCGUGGGGUGGAUGGCGUACAGUCAAGGGGAGUGGGCCGUGAGGCUCAGGGAGCCGCUGGCGGUGUUCUUGAGAGUCACCGUAAUCCCCUUAACGGUCAUCACCUCCUUCCAAGACACCAUGAGGCUGUCCUCACCUCCCAACUGGAUCAACUUCCUCUUGUGCAGCUGGCUGGUCACCGGCUUGUCGGUAGCUUCCACCUUCCCCGUUGCCAUGCCGAUGCACUUCAAGCACCACGUUCCAGUCACCUUCGCCUUCGUGUGGCUGAUGCUGACCUUUCAGGUGUCGCAGUUCUGUCAGGUUGUGGAGGGGCGGAGCGACAUGCACGACUACGUGCUGGGCAGCUGGAGGGCUUUGUCGGCCAGGGCAUGGAACAUCCUGAGCGCGGUGUACAUUAUGGACGCCCAUGACGCCACGCAGCCGCCCAUAUACUCCGCCUGCAACCACCUUUACACAUUUUUGCUCCUGUACUUUGGCUUAGCACUGCCGACAUACGGCGUGUGGGCGCUAGAGCGCCAGUCCCGCGCAUUUUUUCUGUCUGAGCAGAGGCAGGAAGGCACGCUGACCAAGGCAGAAAGUCAACGGGAAAGUCAACAACUGUCGUUGACCCGGGCGGCCGUCCUCAUGCACUGCGGGCUGCUAGCAGUGCUGUAUGCGGUGGGCUGGGAGGCCACGGCGUGGUGGCUCGUGGGCGGGGUGGAGCAGAGAUUAGUAAGCCACUGGGAGGUUUAG
Messenger RNA from Ostreobium quekettii, 1032 nucleotides. The record is from the annotation of a GenBank genome assembly. Lineage: Eukaryota; Viridiplantae; Chlorophyta; Ulvophyceae; Bryopsidales; Ostreobiaceae.